Schistosoma guineensis is the source of this 1074-nucleotide messenger RNA. The record is from the annotation of a GenBank genome assembly. Lineage: Eukaryota; Metazoa; Platyhelminthes; Trematoda; Strigeidida; Schistosomatidae.
AUGAGAAGAAAAUCACCCGCUGUUCAAUUGAGUGUUAAUUUUCAACAAAUCAAAUUGACAAGUAGUUACCACAAAAAUUGCAUAGAUGAUGAAAAUCAUUCAGUAACAGAAUUUUGUGUUUUAUGUAACACAUUCACAUUAUUUUUUGUUAUUAUUACUGUUGGUCAUAAUAGUAAUAAUAAUAGUAAUGGUAGUAGUAGUAGUAGUAGUAGUAGUAGUAGUAGUAGUAGUAGUAGUAGUAGUAGUAGUAGUAGUAGUAGUAGUAGUAGUAGUAGUAGUAGUAGUAGUAGUAGUAGUAGUAGUAGUAGUAGUAGUAGUAGUAGUAGUAGUAGUAGUAGUAGUAGUAGUAGUAGUAGUAGUAGUAGUAGUAGUAGUAGUAGUAGUAGUAGUAGUAGUAGUAGUAGUAGUAGUAGUAGUAGUAGUAGUAGUAGUAGUAGUAGUAGUAGUAGUAGUAGUAGUAGUAGUAGUAGUAGUAGUAGUAGUAGUAGUAGUAGUAGUAGUAGUAGUAGUAGUAGUAGUAGUAGUAGUAGUAGUAGUAGUAGUAGUAGUAGUAGUAGUAGUAGUAGUAGUAGUAGUAGUAGUAGUAGUAGUAGUAGUAGUAGUAGUAGUAGUAGUAGUAGUAGUAGUAGUAGUAGUAGUAGUAGUAGUAGUAGUAGUAGUAGUAGUAGUAGUAGUAGUAGUAGUAGUAGUAGUAGUAGUAGUAGUAGUAGUAGUAGUAGUAGUAGUAGUAGUAGUAGUAGUAGUAGUAGUAGUAGUAGUAGUAGUAGUAGUAGUAGUAGUAGUAGUAGUAGUAGUAGUAGUAGUAGUAGUAGUAGUAGUAGUAGUAGUAGUAGUAGUAGUAGUAGUAGUAGUAGUAGUAGUAGUAGUAGUAGUAGUAGUAGUAGUAGUAGUAGUAGUAGUAGUAGUAGUAGUAGUAGUAGUAGUAGUAGUAGUAGUAGCAGUAGUGGUAGUGGUAGUAGUAGUAGUAGUAGUAGUAGUAGUAGUAGUAGUAGUAGUAGUAGCAGUAGUGGUAGUGGUAGUAGUAGUAGUAGUAGUAGUAGUAGUAGUAGUGGAUGGUUAUCUCAUUACAAAUGA